Molecule: messenger RNA, 17684 nt
Organism: Ostrea edulis (European flat oyster)
Lineage: Eukaryota; Metazoa; Mollusca; Bivalvia; Ostreida; Ostreidae
Product: twitchin-like
Exons: 74
Coding region: 581-16924 (5447 amino acids)
Biological process (GO): protein phosphorylation
Molecular function (GO): guanyl-nucleotide exchange factor activity; ATP binding; protein binding
Source: RefSeq, a predicted model, not a curated record
CGUCUUCAUUCCACCGUGUGUAAACUGCCUAUUUUCAUUGAUAAGAACUUGAAAUGCAAUGCAUGUGCUUAUCCUUCAAUAAAAUGCCGGCAUGAACUUUAACAGAACAAUAUUUCUUCUCCGAAAUUCUGUAAAUCCAGAAAAACGAUGAACCUGUGUCUAGCAUCAAGAUAAUUAGAACACACAAAAAGUGUACAAAUUAAGAAGAAGAAAAACCCGUUCAACGGACAUGAAAUCAUUAAAGGGGAGUAAUUGAUAUGUAAUUUCCAUUUAACUCCUCUUUUAAUUGAAUCCACAGAUAGAAUAACAAUAUUGCGGCUCCUGUGGAGCUUAUGUAACGUCUUAUUGCUAUACUACACAGAGAGUGCUAGUGUGCGGUUCUACGUCAGAUCUUCAGACAGGUUGCAGAGGUGUGCUCAGGCAAGUUUUGGGAGGAAGCGUGUAUUUAUAUCAAUACAAAUUGAAAAUAUCAAACACAUCCUGGCUUUUUUUCCCUGGCACUUGGCUACUGGUGUUCAUGGUAUUCACCGGCGGAGUUAUUUCUGUUCAAUACAAACCUAUAUAAUACACCUCGACAGACAUGCCUGAGAAAACUCGGGCGGCGCUGGGCGGGUGUCAGCGGUUCGAAUGUAGAGUGAUCGGAUAUCCCCGGCCUACCAUACAGUGGUUCAAAGAUGGCCGCAAUAUCACGAAGGACGAGCGGUACGAGUUUGACUAUUCUAUUGAUGGAAUUAUUACCAUGGUGAUUAAUAACGUGACGGAUAAGGACCAAGGAGUAUUUUCCUGCAGGGCCGAAAAUUCCGAGGGCUGGGCCGCCACUGCCGCUUUCCUGAACGUCAGAAUUGUAGAUGAACGCGUAGAACAUGAACUGAUGUCGGUUCACCAGAUGAAGUUCGAGGUCGGCGGUCUCUAUGACAAAGAUGACAAUGAUCAAAUUCCAAUUGACGCCCAGUUCGAUUCAUUUAUUGAGCAAAUUACAGGAAAAGAUGGUCAAUUUAACAUUUCUUCCUCUCUCGAAGGAAUCGAAAACCAUAAGAUUGAAAAAGGGAGGGAUGGAUUUCAAAUUGACAGUGACGUCAACAAUGGCAAAGGAUUCAAUGAAGAAAUCACUUCAUCGGAAGCUGGUUGUGAUGACAGUGGAAUCGGACUAGAUCUCGAUAAACCAACUGCGUCAUCCAAAGAGGUCACUAAUGAGGAUAAUGGUCAGGGAAAUGGUCUGGAAGAUGGUCAGGGAGAUGGAUUGAACAUGGGAUUAGAAAUGGUUCUCCCAGAGGCCGAUUUUGUCGAUAAGGCACAGAUAUAUGGCGAAAAAGAACCCGUGAUGACGAUACAGCCAAAGCGUCGCAUGUCUGAUCUUGACGUACAUUUAAAAAUGAUGAAUGAUAAAUGUUCUCCCUUCUUUCAACCAAACCCAGAAGAAUACCCAGAAAUAGAUGGUCCGCCUAAGGCAGCAGACUUAGGCGAUAAACUAGACGCAAAAAAUGUUAAGGGUGUUACAAAGCAGACGGAGAAGGAUGAACUGUCUCUGAAACAUGAUUCACAUGUCGAUUGUAGCGACAACAACGCUAGUAUUACACCGAUAACGGACGUAGGCACCGAUAACGCGCGUACAGAUUUGAAUCCUGUUUUAGACUCAGUGGUAGAGACUUCUUCCGAUGACAGGAGAAACGAAAAUGAAUUAAAGGAACGAGCAUCAAAAAAGGAAAACCAUGCAACGGAGUCCGAGAGAACGGAGAAUGAAGAAGCAAAAGAAAGGAACACUGAAGACGUGGACCUUCUCGAUGAUAUGCUGGAAUUUCUGAAGAAUAACAGAAAGGGUUCUAGAAGAUCCAUGACGACGGACAGUGGGCUUGGAGAUGAUGAUUACAGGGACAGUUCUCCUGAAUCAGAUUCUGAAAAUCAUGAGCAUCGACGAAAACGAUCACACGACAAUACGGAUCACCAAUCCAAAGGAAAACCAUCACUUUUUCAUAAACCAUUGAACAAGAUGAAGAUACCAAAAAUUCUGAUUGAAGAAAGUGAUGAAGUGGAGGAGCAGGAAGGCUUGAAUCCCGAAGAUGUCACAGAAUCACAGACAGAAACAAAACCGACUGUAGUAGUUCCGAACGUUCAAGAUUCACCGAGGUCUCAUGUCGAGGAACUGAACGAGAUGGAUAGCGAAAAGGAGAACAUUGAACCCAUCCACAAUUCUCAAAUUUCAAAUGCAAUUAAGUUAGAGAUGAAUGCUGAACAAGGAAACAACAAUAUCGAAAACAUGAUAUCUGCUAAUGUAGUUGCUACAGAAGAAGCUCCAUGUUCAAAAGUUGAUUUGGUUGAGGAAAGGGAAGAAGAGAAUGCGAACGAGAAUGAGAAAAAGGACAUCCUGAAACAAGACCUUUAUGUUCCUGUUGUUUAUGCUGAGCAAGAGUCCGAUAUUGAAACAACAAGCGAAAUUGGUAAUGUCUCAGAACUCUACGAGACAGCAAACGACACUGAAUAUGAAAAGCAGUUGUCUAUGCAAGUUGAACGUGAUCUUGGAGCUAGUAUGGAAAGUAUUACAAACAAAGAUGACGACGAGAGACUAAGAAUCCUUGGUCGAAGGUAUGAAUUAAACUCCAGUAGUCGAGAAAGCAGUAUGCCUGUAAGCGAUUAUGACUUUCAGUGUCGGGUAGAUUCUGUUCGAAAUGACAGGCGACCAACUCUUCGAAAGCAAUAUAUGUUGGUGGAUUCUGAUGAAGAUGAUGAUACACAUAGUCUUCGUCCUGUUCACGAUGAUGAUUACUUUGCAAGUACAGAGUCUCUAGGAAUAGGAGUAUCUAGAGAAAGUCUGGACAAAACAUUUUCACAAUUAGAUCUAGUAUGUGGAGAAGCGAUUCCUGAAAAAGAUGAAAAUGUUCUGUCUAGAAGCGGUUCCCGAGAUGAUACAUGCGAUCAACCUGAAAAUAACGACAAUGGUGCUAAAAACCAUGAACAACAUCCCCAAGAUCCAAAUAUUUUUACGGAAUAUUCAGAUACGGCCUCUUCUGAAAGUUUAUCUUCAGAACCCGAAGAUAUGGAGGAUGUUGUUGCAAAGACAGCUAGGAACAUUAAAAAAGAAAUGGAUAGUCUUAGUCUCGUCUGGACAGAUGGAGAAUCAGUUGAAAAUCAAAAGAUUUCCAACGAUUUAGAAACACUCGAAGACACGAAGCCAGAAGUUCCCAACCAGAUUAUACAUGGUGAAGCUGAUGGUAAACUACAGACCCGACCAGUGGAAGAAAGCUUUGUGGAAGAAUCUAAAAGACGACUGGAAACCACAAACGAUUCCGUCGAUUCUUCUGCUGAGUCUAAAAAAGCUAACAUAAUAGAAGUAAAGGAUGAAAAUCUUCAGAAAGUAAAACAAAACAACCAAGAAGUUUCCUCAACUAGAGAAAACAUCCUGAAAGAAGGAGAAGGAGAUUUGAGUCUCACCGAGGGCGUAUCUGAAAAACAGUUAAGGACAAUAGAGGAAAGUGAUAAAGACUCGCUAUAUGUUCAGGUGGAAGUAGAACAGACGAGCAAACAAAUAGAAGAAUCGUUUGAUAAUGUCACAACAGAGUCACGAAAACAGGGUAGUACAAUUAUUAGCUCGACGAAGGAAGAUGAGCCAGCUGAGUGCAUUGAAGAAAAUGCCAUUAUACCCCAAACACAUAAACCGAAGAACGCUGAACCGACAUUCGUGGACAUACCACAAGAUGCAAACCUUCCACAAUCACCAGAUGAGAUAAACAUACUGACGAACAUGGACACCGAUGAAACAAAAUACCGGACGCCGAUGGACGACUUCUUAAUGUCCAAUAGCAAAAUCAACGAUAACCGAAAGAGGUCUAGACCAGUAAUUUUGUCUGCUUCUUCUGACGUAACAAUCAAAGAAGGGCAGUGUCUGGUAAUGGAAUGGGAAAUCACAGGAUACCCAGAACCAAAGGUUGAGUUGUAUAAAGAUGGCACCUUACCCCGCUUCUGUAAUGGUGACGGUCUGUUCCACGACUCGGACUUCGUAACCCUGGAAGUGCUCCACAGUUCGCUCAGUGACACGGGCUGCUACGAACUUCACCUGACGAACGAACUAGGAACUGACGUCAGUUUAGUCAACGUCAAAGUGAAGGAAAACUCGCGUGAAGGAUCUGUCGUCUGGCAAGAACCUCUUGAGAGGGCCAAUUCGCCGCCGACAUUUACGGUGAUACCGGGUGAUGUCAAAAUUAAUGAUGGACAAACUAUUGUUCUAAAAGCCUGUGUUGACGGCUUACCCAAACCAACCAUUCAGUGGCUAAAAAACGACGAAGACCUACAGGAAAGCGCCGAUUGUGACGUCAUCGAGGAGGCAACCUACAGCUGCCUUGUAAUUCCUAAUCCUACGCAGAAGCAUGUCGGGAAAUAUAUUUGUAGGGCAGCAAAUACGGAGGGGAUUUGCGAGACGGUUUUUGCAGUCACCAUGGAAACGAAUGAUGAAAUUGAUAACAUCGAACAACCAGCGCACGUGACGCCAGUGUUUGACGAUCUGUCAGAGAAAACGAUGAUGCUAUCCCCCAAAAUCAGACUAGAAAUCACGGAGUCGGAGGAUUCUUUUUCGAAAAAAUUCGAAGUGUGUUCCGAGAGUGUAGAUGCUUUAAAUGACGUCAAACUAGAGAAAGGUGACGUUGUUGAUGUCCUAGACAGAACCAAGGGUUCUCAUUGGUUGGUGCGGAAAGAUCACGGAAAUGGCGAGGUAUGUUACAUCAGUCCAGAAAAGCUGGUACCACACGAAAAAGUCCAGAAAAAUGAGAAGAAGGAACCAAACCACAAAGUGAAUGGGGAAAAGGUGGAAGAAAAGAAAAGGAAGCUGGUCCAGGACUUGCUCGACAGCGAGACGGACUAUGUGUGUGAUCUCAGAGACCUGAUGGAGAACUACUUUGACAUUGCAGAGGAGGAAUUUCCUGACAAGAACAACGGAAGAGACAUUUUCAGGAAUGUGGAAGCAAUCUACCAAUUCCAUCACCUAAAUUUACUACCUGAGUUGGUUGCUGCCAAGAAUGAACCAGAGAAAGUGGCAGAUAUAUUCCUGAAAAAAAGAAAAAGUUUUUCGGAGUAUCUUCCUUUCAUUGCUGGAAAAUCCAAAGCUGGUGAAAGUUUGGAUUCCAAAGAGCUUCAAAAAUUCCUACAGGAGUACAGUAAGAGUAUCGGGGAUGAGAACAACACUCUACAGGGGUUACUAGACAGACCGGUGGACAGAAUCCACGAGUACAUGGAUCUGCUGAAGAAUUUGAUCAAAUUUACAAAGGCUGGGGGUGGAGACUGUACAGAGUUGAUGAGGGCGGUGAGCAUGUUGAGUGACAUCUGUAGGGAGGUGGAGAACAUCAUGUUAUUGGACAACAUGCAGGGCUGGGAGAACCGGGAACCAGCCAACUCUGUUAUUCUACAUGACACAGUCACAGUCUGGAGUGGUGAUUCUGAUAUUGGAGAGGAAUGUCAUGUCUUCCUGUUCCCAGAGAAGAUGGUCAUCGCUCAUAGCGUGCAGAAGGAGAGAACCAGGCCAGGAGACGUGGCCCGCCUAAAGUUUGAUCAAGAGAUACCGUUGCGGACUGUCGCUCUCUGCGAGGAUGACUCUGGGAGGAGCUUGGCAUUGUGGGAUGUGGCUGUAGGGGACAAGGAGAUCCCUGCCUCGUUUUUGACUUUGGAAACAAGUUCUCUGUUCUCAAAACAAACACUUGUGAGAGACAUUCAGGAGGCACAGCAGAAACUAGGAGUUAAGGUAGAAAAACCUGCAAAGAUGCCAGAGCACAGAAAAAUCUCGACCAAGACCCCCAAGGUCAAAUCAUCAGCUCUGAAGAGAACAGAAAAUGCGGACAAUGUUUCACUCGCCAGCUCUGAUGAUUUCAAGAUAAUCGACACCAGCCACGAUAUACAACCCGAAUUCGAAGAUGGAACAACGCGACCAAUCUUCAGACGAAAGCUCAAGAAAACUGUGGUGUCAGAGAACUCUAUGGCUAGACUCGAGUGUGUUGUCGUUGGAAUUCCACAACCAAAAGUGUUAUGGCUAAAGAAUAACCGACCGCUAAAGAGCACUGACCAAUGCCACGUCCUGUCAGAGGGGAAUGUCCACAUUCUGGAAUUCCCCAAAACCAAGAAAGAUGACACGGGACUGUACACAGCUAGAGCUAUGAAUGUGAACGGGUCUACCAUCAGCUCAGCUGAGCUACUCGUUGGAAAUGCCCAGCCUUCCAGUCUGAAGAAGUACAAGGAAGGUUUGGCGGAGGAGGAGUUUCAGACCCCGGCCUACUUCUUCCAGAUGAACAGCUGUCAAGUGGAGGAGGGAAGGCUGGCUCGUUUCGACUGCCGCGUUGUGGCUCACCCCAAACCGGAAAUUACUUGGAUGAAGGAUGGGAAGGUGGUGGAGUCUGGCGACCGAUACAAACUCCUGAACUUUAACAACGAGAUCUACUCCCUGCUGGUCCAGAAUGUGGAGAUGGGGGACACGGGUCGCUACACCUGCUGGGCUCACAACAAGUACGGGGAGGCCAUGACGGAGGCCUACCUUAACGUCAUAGCUCUGGAGGAACAACUAGAAGAUGCAGACAUUGCACCCAAAUUUUUGACAAAGUUUUAUGACCAGACAAUUACACAAGGACUGCCAACAACCUUUCAAUGCAUGAUUGCAGGAAAACCCAUGCCAGUUGUCAGUUGGUUUCUGAAUGAGAAGGAAAUCAAGUCUUCAGAUAAUAUUAAGAUCCAGCAGGAAGCUAAUAUCUGCAGCCUGUCCAUCAAAGAAUCCAAGACCAAAGAGGCGGGGAAAUACACCUGUCACCUGAAGAACCCCCUUGGGGAGGCUCUGUGCUCCGCCGGCCUGACUCUGCUGGACCAGGAGGUCAAAGGCGUACCAAUGCUGCCCAAGUUCUUAAAAAGAAUAGAUGAUGCGAAAUCCACAGCAGGAGACCAGAUGAUUUAUGAGGUGGUAGUUGUUGGAGAACCCAAACCUAAAGUCUCAUGGCUGUACAACCACAAACCUAUCUCAGAGACACACAGAAGAUUUCAUAUGAGCCAGGAAGUGGACACUUUCAGACUAACCUUGAAGGACCUUCGUCUGGAGGAUGAGGGCAAGGUCACUUGUAAAGCUGUGAACUCGGAAGGAGAAGUGUACUGCAGCAGUCAGCUGACAGUAAAACGAGCUCCAAUGGAAUUCAAGGACGAAACCCCAAGCUUCAGACAGAAAGAUUUUGAUGCGAAGUAUGGCUGUGCUCCAACAUUCAUUAAGAAAAUAGAAAAUACCUACUCACCAGAAGGAAAAUCUGCCAAGUUUGAGUGUAAAGUGAUGGGAAUACCAGAACCCAAUGUCACAUGGUACAAGGAUAACAAGCCUCUGUCCCCGGGCUCUCACUACUGGAUAAAUCGUGAUGGUGGUAACUGUACCCUGACAAUAAGAGAUGUGAUGGAGAGUGAUACUGGCCAGUACACCUGUAAAAUCAAUAAUCCGGCCGGAGAAACCAGCAGUGUGGCCUCUCUGGAAUUACCAGGUAAGAUGAAGAAGGACUCUUCUGUCGAUGGAGAAUACUCACCAUUUGCCAGGCGAUUCUCACGAGAUUCUACCAAGUCUGACCAUGAGGCUAUGCCCUCACUGCCCUAUGACAAGCCAUCUCUAACAGACAUCAGGGAGGAGUCUGUCAGGUUGUCAUGGUUACCAGCCUACACCUCCACUCUCCCACCAGAGGGCAGAAAUGUAAAAUACGUUAUCGAGGCUCGUGAAUUGCCAGGAUUUGACUGGCACAAGGUGGCUACCGGCAUUCACGGAAACACGCACAUGUUGAAGAAUCUGAAGCCCAGAACCGAGUAUGCUUUCAGGGUUCACGCCGAGAAUCAGUUUGGAGUCAGUGACUCCACACAACCUGUCAUGUUGUCAAGACCCAAGCCAGUGGAGGAAGAAGCAGCAGAGAAAUUUCAUGUUAAGCCACAUGAAUCUCGAGUACCACCAAAGUUGCCUUCCUCUAAACCGUUUGUGACAGAGAUGGGCCAAGAGACGGUUCGGCUCGCCUGGAAGCCGGCCGUGGCUCCAGUGGCUGCCAAGAAAGUGGCACCCAUCACGUACCGCCUGGAGGCCCAGGAACUGCCAGCCAAGGACUGGAUGCCUGUCGCGCACCGCAUCCGGGACACCAGCUACUACCUCCCGGAGCUGAAAUCCGACCGGGACUAUAACCUCAGGGUCAGGGCGGAAAACAAGUAUGGACAAAGUGACCCCUCAGAGUCCCUGUGGAUCCCUAGGGCUACUCAUUUCCCUGGAGUUCCGAUCAGCAGACCAAACAUCGUUGACAUGGAGCCAGACUCAGUGCGAGUGUCCUGGCAGAAGGUUGAUAUCCCAUCAUUCUCAGCAAAAGACGAACCUCUGUUGUAUUUGUUAGAAAUGCAGGAACCACCAAAGCGUGACUGGCAACAGAUUGCCCGGGACAUUCCCGACCAUAACUACACUGUCAAAGGGCUGACUCCGGGACAGGACUACAGAUUUAGGGUCAAAGCCAGGACAAUGGGAGGAGCUUACGGAGAGCCGUCCCCCUCAACAUCUAUGUACAGAACCCUGGCGACCACCAGAAUCCCGAUUGACCGACUGGAGCUCGAGGAUUCGGAGCCCGACUAUGAAGGAGUACGUUUGACCUGGAACAAGGUGGACAUCCCACCCUACCACAGAGGUGAAGAACCGCUGAUGUACAUGGUAGAGAUCAGCGAGCCACCGAUGGACGAGUGGCGACCGGUGGUGACUGGUCUUCCCACCACACGCUACCGAGUCACUGACCUUCUUCCAGACAGAGACUACCGCUUCAGAGUAAGGGGUGUAACUCCGUACGGAGUGACACCACCUUCAUAUUCUCUGCCAGUUUCUUACAGACGACCUACACCAGCCCCCAGCAGACCACUGCCAAACAUGCCUCAGCUUCUGUAUGAUGACUCUGAUGCCCUGAGGCUGACUUGGAAACCCCCAACGGUGGACAUAAAACGUCCCCUGAGGUACCAAAUCCAGAUGCAGGCCCCCCAGAGCUUGGACUGGCGACCCCUAGCCACAGGCAUCAAUGACACCAGCUACAGAAUCCGGGGUCUGGGGCCCAGUAGGGACUACAUGUUUAGGGUCAUUCCAGAGACCAGUCUGGGACCGCUAGAACCCCUGCCUCCUGUGUCUCUUACUGCACUCCCAGCUCCAAGGUCUAUCCUACCGAGAAUGCCAGACAUUGUUGACCUUCAGCCAGAUUCACUGAGAUUGUCUUGGCAACGACCUUACAUUGACUCUACUGUGCCAUUAACAUACAGGAUUGAUAUGCAAGAACCGCCUUCACGUGAAUGGCGACCAAUCGCUACUGGUGUACCUGACACACAGUACCAUGUUACUGGCUUACGACAAAACAAAGACUACUUGUUCCGGGUGACUCCCAGUACGCCAACGUAUGCCAUGGAACCCUUGCCCUACGUGACGCUGACUUCACUGCCAGUACGACCUAGGCUGUACUCACAGGAGCCCAGAGCAGUAGAAGUCGGCAAAGGCUUGGUUCAGCUUUCAUGGAGACCAGCCGAGUUGCCACAGUUUGCUCGACACAAGCUGCCGAUCAAUUAUUUCAUUGAAAUGAGGACUUUACCCAGUGCUAACUGGGAGCCAGUUGCCAGAAACGUACACGACACAACGUACCUAGUGAAGGGUCUACGAUCAGACAAGGAAUACCAGUUCCGCAUCAAAGCACACACAGAUUUCGGAAGCAGUGAACCGUCACUUCCUGUGACAGUCUACAGAAAAUCAGUGCCCGUCUUCCCACGCUAUGAGCCAAUCGUGACCAACCUGAACCCUGACUCCGUGGUUCUGUCAUGGCAACCAGCAACCCUGCCCGGGCACAUCAGUCACAUGCCCAUGGUCACUUACCGCAUUGAAAUCCAGGAUCCCCCCGAACGGGGUCAGUGGAGGAGCUAUGUGUCGAACGUCCCCAAGACCAGUUACCAUGUGACCAACCUACGCCCAGACCGAGACUACCUGUUCAGGGUGCGGGCCGAGGCUGACAACACUACCACGGAGCCUUCCAUGCCUGUCUAUCUGCCUAGACGAGCUUGUCCCCCAAGGAUGCCCCAGGAACAGCCAUAUGUUCUUGAGCUCCGGCCGGACUCUCUGAAGUUACAAUGGCGAUCUGUGGAGUUACCGUCACGCAUCACCGACUACUCCCCGGUCACCUACCGCCUAGAGAUCCAGGAGCUGCCACGCUCGGACUGGAUGACGCUAGCUAAGGGAAUACCACACACCGACUUCCACGUCACUAACCUGAACCCCGACAAGGACUACAGAUUCAGAGUCCGCGCGGAAAACGACAUGGGCAUCAGCGAUCCUACACCAGAUGUCUCCAUCAAGAAACGCGCUGUGGCUCCCACAAUGCGUCAAGAAGAACCUUUGAUUUACGACAUUGGUCCAUCUGGGUCUUUCUGGUUGUCAUGGCGACCUGCUGAUCCUUCUUUGUACAUGUCAGACAGCAGUCCAGUCACGUACACCAUUUAUGUCCAGGAGUCGCCUAGCAACACCUGGAGACCGCUCGUCCGCAGAAUUCCGCAUCCGUUCUACCACGUCACAAACCUCCGAAACGAUAAGGACUACAGUUUUAGAGUUCAAGCUGAGAACGAGUUUGGACUCAGCCGGCCCACUCUGCCAAUCAGACUGCUCGGAAUCAAAAGCAGGAAGUCUCCAGUGGACAUCCCUGAGAUCACCGACAUUGACGACACGAGUCGGUCUCUCCGUCUGAAAUGGCGACCGAGGUCUAUGACGCCAUUUAACAAAGGUCCUGUUACGUACCAGGUAGAGCGAUGGGAACCUUCACAACGAAAUUGGACACGCAUGGCCAGCGGAAUUCGAGAUACGAACUAUCAAGUUACUGGACUGCCAUUUGACCAGGAUCAUCUGUUCAGAAUUCGGGCUGAGGCAGAGAAAGUACUGAGUGAACCAACAUAUCCUAUUUCCUUCAACAGGUUUAGAUUGCCGUCUCAUUUCCCUGUGCCUCGCCCACAACUUUACGACGUAGAACCGGACGCAGUGAGAUUGUCAUGGUUACCACUGCCAAGAGGAAACGCACAGGAGCCGAUCGUUCUACCGAGAAGAUUCCGUUUGGAGUUGCGUGAACUUCCAUCACGCGACUGGAGACCAGUGGCACACGAUAUCCCAGAUACCAAUUACCGGGUCACGGGACUCAAACCGAGACAGGACUACGAGUUUAGGGUCAGAGGAAUAUCUGAUGGAGGUCUGGGAGACUACACGAAGCCAACCACUCUUUACAGGAGGCCAGUGUUGCCCAGAACUCCCAUCGGCACGCCCAGAUUGGUAGAUGUGAAAGAUGACUAUGUUGACUUGAACUGGAAGAUGGUGGACGUGCCAGCCCAUAGCUACGACGAAGAACCUCUGGCCUUCCUGAUCGAGGCACAGACACCGCCGAGAUACGACUGGAUGCCAGUAGCUCGAAACGUUAGAGGAACCUCGUUCCGUAUCUCGAACCUUCAACGACACCAGGAUUACAUGUUCCGUAUCCGUGCUGAGUAUCCGUCAGGACUCUCCUCGCCCUCGGCCCACAUCCCAGUGUACCGUAAACCAAUUCGCCCUGGCAUCCCUAUUGCACGGCCUGAAAUCUGGGAGGAAGAACCCUACCAAGCUCGCCUUCGCUGGCGCCGAGUCUACGUGCCCCCGUAUGAUAAUUUAGACGUACCCCUGACCUACCAAAUAGAGGUACAGGAACCCCCACUAAAGAACUGGCGCACAUUGGUCAAGGGACUGAGCAUGACUGAGCACACUGUCACUGACCUGGCCCCACGAAAGGACUACCUGUUCAGAAUUCGUGCCGAGACCCCCAACGGAGAUCUGACCGAGCCCACUCCCCCCAUCGCCUACUACAGGUCAAGAUUGCCUAUGACCAGAGAACCCUCUAAAGCGUAUGAAUACAAAGUGUUUGAACAGGACUACAGUGUUCCCUCUCGCUCCUACAUCGACCACCUCACCACCUACAUUCCCCCACGAUUGCCGAUUGAGAAACCCGAGUUAUAUACCAUCAGUCCCGAGAGUGUGACGUUGACAUGGAAACGAGCCAGAGUACCCGAUAAAAUCAGGGACACCUGUAAUCUGACGUACACGGUGGAGGUCAGGAACCCACCUAAUUUGGACUGGCGUGAAUUGGUCACUGGACUGACCACCAUCAAUACUGACCUGAAGGGUCUCCACCCCCGACUGGAUUACCUGUUCAGGGUCCGAGCUUGGAAUGAAUAUGGCUGCAGUGAACCUAGCCUACCAGUGUCUCUACACAGACCUGUUGAGCUGUCUGAUGAAUAUGAUUCCGGAGAGGACUGGGACGAACAGUACAGAGUGACCUUGGGAGAUCUCGACACGCCCAUCGAUGAAGCUCCACCCAAAUUGCCCAUGGAAACACCCAGAAUCACGGAUAGUGGAGAGUCUGCGAUGUUGUCAUGGUUUCCAGCCAGAAUACCAGCAUAUGCCAAGAAAACUCCGAUAACCUACAUCAUAGAAAUAAAGGAGCCCCACGUUCCUGGCUGGUCGCGAUUGAGCAGUGGAAUCAGUGAUACCAACUACUUCAUUGAAGGUUUACGACCCACACAGGAUUACCAGUUCAGGGUCAAGGCUGAAACUCAGUACGGGGUCAGCGACCCAACACUGCCCGUCUCAUUGGACAGACCUAAAGAGGUGGGGAAGAAGUGCGAGUUCCUCCCAGCCCUAGAGUAUUAUGAAAUUUUUAAGAAAGACUGGAAUGAUCCAUCAGAUAAAAACAAGCGAUCAAGCGUGGAUUUACUGAGAGAAGACAUAGACCUCCCGAUCAAAAGAGAAUCUCCGUCCACUGGUGUGCCCCCUCGGAUGUCAUCCUCGCGACCUUUGAUCAGUCAACAGCUUCCCGACAGACUGAACAUGUCCUGGUUGCCAGCUAGAGUUCCAUCCUAUGUCAAGAACCAGAAGUUGACCUACAUUGUGGAGGUCCGCGAGCCACCAAGCACGCUCUGGAGGAAUCUGGCCGAUGAUCUCCGUGACACCGAGUUUGAUGUCAGAGAUCUGAGUCCCAGCCAGGACUACCUGUUCCGAGUACGAGCCAAGAACGAGUAUGGUUUGAGUGAGCCAACCAUGCCUGCCUCAGUCAUCAGAGAAAGGGAUGACUAUGUGCCCCACAUUUCCAGCCGGUCUGGAUCUUUCGACAGUGGCAGCCCCUGGGUCAGGUCAAGGGCGUCCUCUGUAGAGAGCUAUCGGAAACAGAAGUCGUUCGACUUCACAGAUGACGAAUCAGACAUAUACAUCAACAGAGAAAAGAAAGCAGGUCCACCUGAAUUUAAGUCCAGCAAUGAGGACGUACAUUAUGGGGUGGAGGGGUCAUCCUGUAAAGUUACACUAGGGGUCAAAGGUUACCCGCUUCCCACUACUUCCUGGUUCUUUAUGGGGGCUGAGGUAGACUAUGGGGACAACUUCAAAGCCCACAUAUCCCCCAGCGGUAAUGCCUCCCUAGAAAUCCACAAACUGACGAGGGAGCUGAUUGGGGAGUACAAGUGUACAGCGGAGAAUGAGCACGGAACAGCAACCAAGAUCAUCAGGCUGGAGCUCGCAGACCAGCCUACUGUCCUUGACCCAGUUUUUGACCUGACCUUGGACAGUCACCAGUCCGGGAAGUUGGUCUGCCGUGUGGAUGGCCUGCCCUACCCCACUGUGAAGUUCCUGAAAGACUCACGUUCCCUGGCCGGGUCGUCUCGUCUACGGGUUGAUUACAAUCCCCCUGACACAUGGACCUUGACCUUGGACAAGGUCAUCACUACAGACUCUGGAAUGUACACUUGUGUUGCAGAGAAUCUGGCUGGAAAAGCAACAUGUUCUGCCAAAGUCACUGUGGAAGAAAAUGAAGAUGGCUUAAUAGAACGGGACCUGAUGGUGAAGCCACUUCCCUACAGAGAAGCCUUUGUAGAGGAUUACUACCAUGUCCUGGAGGAAAUCGGAAGGGGCAGACAUGGUGUAGUACGUCGGGUAUUGGACAAAUUCACAGGCAGUCAAUACGCUGCUAAAUUUAUCCAUGUGUGUGACGAGCACCAGAAACGGUUCUUCCGGACGGAAGUAAACAUGCUGAGGUGGUUAAACCAGAGGGGCGUGCCCAAAGUGGUGGACACUUUCAUCACGGAGAGAAGAAUCGUCAUCAUCACCGAGAUUGUGACCAAUUAUGACAUCAUAGAGAGAUUGCUCCAGGAUCCCGCCCCCACUGAAGGUAUGGUGGCCGCCCACAUGAAACAACUCCUCCUGGUCAUCAAGGAACUCCACAAAGCUUCUGUUGUGCAUCUAGACAUUAAGCCAUCAAACAUUCGAUUCAACACAUCUAAUGAUCUGAUGCUGAUUGAUUUUGGAUUUUCGGAGAGACUUCACCACAACAAAGAAACCCGAAAGAAUUAUGGUUCGGCCGGAUUCUGUUCACCGGAGCAGAUCCACAAUGAGCCUGUUACUGAAGCCUCUGAUGUCUGGGCGAUAGGAGCCACGAUUUACACAUUGCUGACUGGAUCAUCUCCCUUCCAUGGAUUAACGGAGCAGGAAGUCUUACAGAGCACGACCCAGUACAAAUGGAAGGAAGUGGACGGUCUGUCUUCGGAUGCCAAGGACUUCCUGUCAAAAAUCCUCAUCAGGGACCCCAAAGAGAGGAUGACGGUGGAUGGUUGUUUGUCCCACCCCUGGAUAAAGAAUGCCGAGGCCCAGGGAGGGGUGAUCAGCAGGGAGGGGCUAACAGACUACCUGUCUCAGGACAGACUGAGGAGGACAUCUUCAGCCACACGGGGCCCAGUGCGACUACAGUCUCUGUUGUCUGUGCUGGACGGUAAACAAGAGCUGGGUAUCGACAUUGGGAAGGACUCGACUACAGGAGAGUUGUCUUUCCCUGAUUCCGGUUUGUACGGAGAAUAUCUGGAUCAGGAGUCCUGGUUUGACUGGCAAUCCAGGUAUUACUAUGGCCUUGAUGCUGAUGAUUCGGAAGCAGAGUCCGAGUCAGCUUGUGUAGAUCCUGUCCUAAGAAAGGAGCGAGAGUGGAUACAAAUGGCGGAGGACCAGAAACUUCAGUUACAGCGUCCCCAGGACUUCUUCCCUAAGGAGGAAGAACUGGAGGAUAACCCUCAGUUCACCGUUAAGUUACACGACACGUACUACAAGCCGGGAGAUGUGAUCACCCUAUCCUGUCAUGUGACCAGUUCCUCCACUGUCAAUGUGACCUGGUUCCAGAACGAGGAACUCAUCGCCGACAGCAAGAGAAUGAAGACGUCGCUCACUGAGGGAGGGAUUGCUUCCCUUGUCAUCACCUCCGCCAAACCGUACGAUGACGGCAUUUACAAAUGUAUUGCACGGAACAAGACGGGCAAGUCUUCUACGUAUGCCAGAGUCAUGGUAGGAGAAACACCAUCCCAGCCAAGAAGACCAGUGAUAUCACAGGUUUCAUCAUGUGAUGUCCUGUUGCUAUGGGAAGCACCAGAGAAUGAUGGGAACUCUGACAUCACCAAUUACAGGGUGGACUACAGGCAGUCAGGAUCAGAGAGGUGGUGCGUUGGGGCGUACUCCAUUGAUGAAUGUGCCAUAGUGACAGGGCUUCUUCCAGAUACGUCUUAUCGAUUCAGAGUGUCUUGUACCAAUAAACUGGGAAAUAGUUCCUACAGUGUGUCAUCAGUACUAAUUACCACCAAACCCACAGGUUCUACAGACAUUACAUUAGAUCCAUUCACGAUCUCCCUGUUGUCCAGGCAACAUGAAGGCCUGUCAUUUUAUCAGCCUCCAAAGAGCGCACUGUCACCGGAGGAUGUCCGUACAGGAGAGAUAACUCUUCAAACCACCAAUGUGGAAGAUCUUUACAGCUUGUCUAACGUUCUGUGGAGAGGAAAAUACUCUUCAUACGUACGAUCAACAGACAAAUCAAAGAAGAAUCCAUACAUCGCAAAAAUCACAACCUGCUCAGAUUCUAACAAGGACAGUUUAUCCAGAGAAUUGGAAUUCUUGCGUACAAUGAGGCAUGAGCGAUUUGUUCGUCUUUGUGGUGCGUAUUUAUAUCUAGAUCGACAUUACUGGAUCAUGGAGUACCUCUCCGGAGUCAAUGUCGUGGAGCACUUCUCUUACAAAUCCAAAUACACUGAGGAUAUGGUUGCCACGGUAAUACGACAAGUUUUGGAUGGCUUACAGUUCCUCCAUUACCAUGGUUACACUCACCUGAACAUUCAGCCCAGCAGCGUGAUGAUGGUCAAUCGCCGCCGUCUUGACAUCAGGAUUGUAGAUUUCAGUCUGGUACAAAAGGUCACUAAGGAAGGUCAGGUGGUCCCAAGGGAAGGAAAUGCCGAGUUCAUGGCCCCUGAAGUGGUUGUCAAGGAUACAACCUCAUACCCUGCUGACAUUUGGGCUGUUGGAGUUUUAGCAUUCUUAUUACUGAGUGGGGAAUCCCCUUAUAAGGGUCAGGACGAGGAGACAACUUUCACAAACAUUGCCUACAACAGAUACAAUGCCCUGAGUCUCUACGAGAACGUCACAAAGGAAGCGCUCAAGUUUAUCUUCCGGGUCCUCAAGCGCAUAUCCAGAAACCGUAUGACAGCAGAUGAGUGUUUGGAGGAUAAAUGGCUGCAGACGUCGGAGACUAUGAUUAAAUUUAGAACAGAUGCGGUAUUCUCGCCAGUCAAACUCCGUAAUUAUGUGACGGAAUCCUUCCUAGAGGCCCUCAAAGUCAGUGAAGCGGAACUGCAGAGGCUCAGGGAGAAGUUUCUUAUCAAGCAAGAGGUCAAGGACGAACAGAAACCCCUUCCUGCAAAGGAGGAAACCAGAGAUACAGAGGAACCGACCGACAUUGAUGGAAGCCAGACAUUGACACAAGAUGCCAAAGAGCCGGAGGUGAAAGAGAGCACCAGCUUUGAGGAAAUUGCUGAUGACAUUGUUAAUGAAGCAAUAGAUGAGGCUCUGAAGUCAUCGUAAUUUUGAUUUUAUGACACGGACUUAGCUGUUGAUGCUAUGACAAUAGACAAAGUCGCUGUAGGCUUGCUGUGCAAUAUAGAUACAUUUCUAAUGUAAAGGUAGAACAUUACACCAGUUACAUGUAGCUAAAGCAAUUGUGAUGAUAGAACUGUUAUUUAAAUUUUGGGAAGUUAUUUAUUAUUUAUUGCUUUUUAAUAUAUAUAUGAAUAAUCUGUUAGAAUUUGUUUGAAAUAUUGCUGUUUGUUGCCAUUUUUUGUGAUAUGCUUUUAGGGUUUUUUUAAAACAGAUUGUAUUUUUGGGUUUCAUUUUAAGGAGAUGACACAAGAUUUUGUAAUACAUUUUACAUGACAUAUUAUAUAUUGCCCUGUAUCGUCGCUGUUUGAUUUGCAAUAUUAUGAGUAGCAAUUUGGGAUUAUAAUAAUUUUAUCUAUAUGUUAUUAAUUUUUCCCAAGAAUGAAGUAAAGCAUGCACACUCAACUGGUUCCCAUGCACACUCAACUGGUUCCAGAGCUGCUGAGAUGCACACUUGGGUCUCCAUUUUCUCUAUUGAUGUUUUUCAUCUCUGAAUUGUUUGCAAGAAAUAUUGAUAGCAAAAUUAUCAAAAAUAUUCAAUGCUUAUUACAUAAGGGUGCAAACUGUACAAUUCGUCAUACCUGUCCAGUAAAACAUAGAAGACCAAACUUAGGUGCUGUGGGAUUCUUUGCAAGAGAUUUUUCUAUCUUCGUCAUCUUAGACUACACAAUAAAACCUGGGUUCUGUU